This is a messenger RNA of Camellia sinensis, 345 nucleotides long. The record is from RefSeq and is a predicted model, not a curated record. Lineage: Eukaryota; Viridiplantae; Streptophyta; Magnoliopsida; Ericales; Theaceae.
CAGGCCGCAUUAUUUGAAAGGGCAUUUGGAGAGCUACCAGUUGCCAAUUGGCUGGAAUAUCAUUGGAUGCUGGAACGCUAUUGGAGAGCGACAGAAUAUGAGUGUCUCACAGAGCUACUAUUUGGAGAGCGACAGAAUGGAAUAUCAUUGGCUGGAACGCUAUUAGCUGUCAGCCCUGUCUCACCUGUGAUGGCUCCCAUUGGAACAGCACAGGCUGUAGCAAAGGAACUUCUUAAUUCGAUUUUGGAUGCUGUUGUUCGGAUAUUCGGAGAAACAUGUUAUUGUUGGAGAGCUUCUAGAAUCAAAAUCCUCACAACAAAGUGACAUGAACACACCAAAGUCAAU